ACUUGCAAGUCGGAGCAGAAGAGGCCCGGAUAUCCCUCCAGCGGGUCCAAAGCUGACACAAAAACACGGAAUCACUCCCUAUCCACAGCUCCAAAUAUAGUCUUUCAGUUUUCUGCUAUUGAUUUGCUGCUGACCAGACUUUGGCUCUACAUUCAGCGUCUCCAUUUCUAUGGCUAUAUCCAACGCUUUCUUCAAUAUCGCCUACACUCCGCCGCGAUCUGCAUUUUUCAACACGGAUUAUGCCGCCGGUCCGCGAUUCACGCUAUACAAGCUUUGCUCCACGCUUCACCGCAGAACUUUGCGCGCCGGAACAACCACAUUUCAUCCUAAAAUGGUUUCUGUUUCUUUCACUGUUCAUGGUGUGGAUUCAUCGAGCUUUUCACUGGAAUUGGAGCAGGAAGAGUCUCUUGAUGUUCCAACACCAAUUGUUCAGAUAGUCCAAGACCCUGAAAGUGAUGAAACACGUGUGGAACUUAGUUUUGGAGAUCGUCUUGGUGCCCUUAUUGAUACGAUGAAGGCACUAAACGAUUUAGGUUUGGAUGUUAAGAAAGGCACUGUUACUACGGAGGGCUCGGUGAAAAGCACAAAAUUUAUCAUUACACACCAAGCAACUGGGCGAAAAGUUGAAGACCCUGAUUUGCUAGAAAGAAUUCGCUUGACCAUCAUCAACAACCUUAUCAAGUACCAUCCAGAGUCUAGCCAAUGGCUUGCGAUGGGUGAGGUUUUUGGAAUAAAAGCACCGGAAAAGAAGCCUGACAUUGAUGUUGCCACUCACAUACAUGUUGAGAACGAAGGGACUAAGAGGAGCAUGCUUUAUGUUGAAACUGCUGAUCGGUCUGGGCUGCUGAUGGAAAUAAUCAAGAUUAUGGCUGACAUUAAUGUUGAUGUUGAAUCGGCAGAAAUUGAUACAGAGGGGCUUAUAGCCAAAGACAAGUUUUAUGUCAGUUAUAGAGGGGCAGCCUUAAACAAUUCCUUGUCACAGGUGCUGCUAAAUUGCCUGAGGUACUACCUUCGAAGACCUGAAACGGAUGAAGACAGCUAUUAGGCAGAAACAGGACGAAGACAUCUAUUAAUCAUUAGAGAGAUAUGUGCAGUAAUUAAACAAUCUAUCUACCAAUCUCAGCAUAGACUUGAUAGUCAACUUUAUUUUGCUUUAUUUGACUGUGCAUUACAAAAAAUGAAACAAACAAAAGGAUUAACUCUACAACUUUAGAUGUGUGCAACUCGUAAAGUUGACUGAAAGUAGGAACUAGGGAUGGACCUGGCCUGGUUCCGGCCUCCGGUCCAAAU
Cuscuta epithymum is the source of this 1290-nucleotide messenger RNA. The record is from the annotation of a GenBank genome assembly. Lineage: Eukaryota; Viridiplantae; Streptophyta; Magnoliopsida; Solanales; Convolvulaceae.